GAGUCACCGCAGUGGCUGAGCUGCUGACAGGAGGCGGCGGCGGAGGAGGAGGCGAGGCAAGACCUGCGGCUCCGCGGGGCCACUGCCGCGGUAGCUCUAGGCAACCCCACGGAGCUACGCCGGCCACAGUCAGCCCGCGAGCCUCUCGCCGCCUGUCCAUUCUUCCAUCCGCUUAUCCGCCCGACUGGUUAGGGGCGGCCUACUCUGCAUCAUCUGCCGGGCUUCUGGGGCCGCCGCCCCGCGCGGUCCCGUCGGCGUCCCUGGCCGCGCCCGGCCCCUGGCCCGUUCGCCCGCCGGCACCAUGAUGGAGGAAAUCGACCGGUUCCAGGUGCCCACCGCGCACUCGGAGAUGCAGCCGCUGCAGGACCCAGCCGCCACCUCUAUCUCAGACGGAGACUGUGACGCCCGGGAGGGUGAGUCAGUAGCCAUGAAUUACAAACCAUCCCCGCUCCAAGUGAAGCUGGAGAAGCAGCGGGAGCUGGCCCGGAAGGGUUCCCUGAAGAAUGGCAGCAUGGGCAGCCCUGUCAACCAGCAACCCAAGAAGAACAAUGUGAUGGCCCGGACGAGGCUGGUCGUCCCUAAUAAAGGCUACUCCUCGCUUGACCAGAGCCCUGAUGAGAAGCCACUGGUAGCUCUUGACACAGACAGCGAUGAUGACUUCGACAUGUCCAGAUAUUCUUCCUCUGGCUACUCCUCUGCGGAGCAGAUCAACCAAGAUUUGAACAUCCAGCUGCUGAAGGAUGGCUACCGGUUAGACGAGAUCCCCGACGACGAGGACCUAGAUCUCAUCCCCCCCAAGUCCGUGAACCCCACCUGCAUGUGCUGCCAGGCCACUUCCUCCACCGCCUGCCACAUUCAGUAGCGGGCGGGGUCGCCGCGGCGCACGGGGCGGGGCCGAGUCGGGCCAGGUGGGAAGCGACAGGGGCCGACCCCUACCUAGCUGGCCCACCGGCCCUCCUUACAGCCCCGAGCUCCUUACAGCCGCCAACCUCGUAACAGUCAUUGCUUCCUCCUAUGGUAGGACGUGUACCUCUGUGUGUUCAUGGAGCCGGAGAAACCAAAACCGGGUCUGUCUCCAGCCCCGGGGCUGAGGAGGGGGGACGCUGUUUGCUCAGUUACUUGGGAGAGACCACACCCAAGCACCCUGCCACCUCUCCCCAGAGCUGCAGUCGGGGGCAGCACUAAAGGCCAGGAGGCCAACUGUAAGCAGUCGGGUGAAGGGAUCACAAGGCCAGGGGUUUGGCCCCAUGCCAGCGAAGCCAUGAAUUUCCCAACCCCAGCCUGGAAAGGAAGGGAAGGGGUUGGAGAAGAAAAGGCCCCAAGCAAUGGGGACAAUUCUCAACACCUCAGAGCGCCUCUCCCCAAACCCGGUGCCAGCCCGUAUACCUAUUUGUGUUCCCCUCAUCUCCAGAUGGGACGCCAGGCAGAGCUGUCCAAGGGAUGCUUGCGUUAGAUCACUGCCUUCUCCCUUCCCUCCAUCACAUUUCCCUGCUUCCUACUGUCUGAGGACUGGGAGCGUAAAGUGGGCCUUAGAGAGAGGCCAGGUUCGGGGAUGGUAUGACCUAUUCUCAAGCGCCACUAAGCAAUGCAUCUGUCUCUCUGCCCGUCUCUCCCUCACCCCCCCCCCCAGUCUUCUGGUUAUUGGUUCCAGGCUGGAAGCAGGAGAUAAGGCUGACCUCCAGUGCCCUGUCCCCAUUUCACGUUAGCCCAAGGUCAAGGAGGCUGUCUUCCAGAAAGGCUCUUCAAGAACAAGCUUAGGAGAAUACAAUGCACCAACUGGCUGUAUGUAUGUGGUAGUGUGUGUGUGUGUGUGUUUGUGUGUGUGUAUGUGUAUGUGUGUCUAUGUGUUGGAUGAACCUGUCUGUCCAGGUCAACCUGGCGGAUGUCUGUGGUGGGGAAAUGGCUAUGGUCUGUUUACUGUGUGAAAGGCAGCUCUGCUCGGGAAUACUGUUGGCUGAGGGCAUAGCCUGGCAGUCAGAAGCCUGGGUUCUGGUCCCUCUCCCUGAGCUCUUAAGCAAUUCCCAGGCUUCUCUAGGGCUUCAGUUCUCUCAACUGAAAAAUAAAAAUAGCUGACAUUAGUGACAGAGUCUUUUCAUAUCUGAAGGAAUUUCUGCAGAGAGCCAUGAGAUCUGUCUCUGAGGGUGUGUGCCUGUGUAGACAUGGGAGCACAUGCGAAUGUGUGUGUGUGUAUGUGUGUGUGUGCG
Microtus ochrogaster (prairie vole) is the source of this 2204-nucleotide messenger RNA. It is a transcript of the gene Fam219a, whose product is annotated as family with sequence similarity 219 member A. The record is from RefSeq and is a predicted model, not a curated record. Lineage: Eukaryota; Metazoa; Chordata; Mammalia; Rodentia; Cricetidae.